AUGCCAUGGCAUUUCGCGAACGUGCGCACGCCGAAAGGAACUUCUUCUGCGAGCCAUUUUCUGGUGCAGGCUGGUUCAGUUGCACUAUAUAAAUAUUACGAAUCGUUUGCCUCCUGUCCCUGCCAUGCGUCAAACAUGGAGCACAUGGAGGAUAUUGACGGCCACACAGCCAACCCGGAGACGGUAGAGGCCAUCCGGCAUUUCCGAGGGUACGCAAAGAUUGACCUUUCACAUUUUCGGCUGGAGGAUGACCACGUCCUCGGCUCCCGGCCCGUAGGCCAGAAUGUCGAGAGUCAAAAUGUCUUGAGACUGCUAAAAUUAUUUGAGUCUGUGGGUUGUGACCGUGAGGACCCUGAGAAUUAUGUUCCUGUUCUCAUUAGCCAGAAUACUUUGAGCCAGGCAAUAGAUGACUCCAGGACGACACAGGUCGUGCUUUUAAAUGGUAUCGAACCCCCAAAUCUAAUCUUGGGGCAUGGCACAAGGCUUCUAUGUUUGCAGGGCAAAAGCCGCAUACGAGCGGCGCAGGAAUUUUUCUCACCUGGUGAGAGAUGGUGGGGAGCAAGACUUUAUCUAGACACUGCUGCGAGAGAUCGGCUGCGAGAAAAGUACUCAAAUGAGCAGAAUUUCGGCGAUGGUGACAUCUAUCGCAACCUCCGCUAUCAUCAGCUACGGGGUAAUGGUCCUCGAGCGGAAGCCUGGUGGGCAAGGUGGAGUUCCCCUAAACGCCGCCAUGUGCGCCAGAUGCAGAAACAGGAGCGACUGCUAAACCAAUUUGAUCGCCUCUUACCGUAUGUUGGGCUGUGGGCCUCAGUCAAUGUUAAACUCUUUCGGCGUAUUGUUGACUCCAGAUGUUAUGAGGAGUCGAUUAAUUACUUAGACCAGACUUUUAAAGUCUGGUCUGUGCUUCCUCAUGAUGCUGCUGCUCUGGUUGAUGCACAGUCAGUGCAUCUCUUAGAGGGUCUGAUGCCAGCAUACUCUCUAGUGGAUCAGAAACGUAUUCAAGAUCUGAUGAACAACAGAGAAAUAUUUCCUGCACUUAUAGAUUCAGAGAGAAGAAGCAAGGUUUUGGAACGUUUGCUUCAGGUCUCCGGAAGAAUACUCUCUCUUCACACUUUCAGUCAGGACUUACUAUUCCUAGAACUCCCUAGCAAAGCAUUACGUGGUCUUCUUCCGAAAACUUUUAAGGGCUCUGUCAGGAAUGCACUGUUGAAGAAAUAUGUGCAUACUGAAAAUUCAUACAUCAUCCAAACAUCUGCAGCAGGUUACAGAAUAGCAGCAGGUACUUUGAAAGCAGCAUCGUAUCUAUCAUACGUUCCGCUGUGGCUCUGUGCUAUACGGCUAUUCGUCAGCCCGCUCAAGGAUUCUCACACGUCUGAGGCUAUCCAUACGUUUUCCUCUAUCCGAGGUUUGCCUUUUUUGGCAGACGAAGCCAUAAGCUUAGGUUUUAGCUCCACAGAGAUUAAAAAGUUAUCUAACCAGGAUGCCAAUGAACAGACGUGCCGCUAUUUCGUUGAGCAUAUGUGUCAGGUCGAACUCUAUGAACCAGAGCCAAAGAGACUUAGUGACGCUGUGCGCAGAAUACAAAACACUCUAAAGCAACUGCAGGAGAAAAGAAAAAUAGCUGAUGGAGUGCCAGUAUUCAGUAAAAAUGCAACGAGCGAGCCUCUUUGUCGUCGGUAUAAUCGACCCCUUGCCUCCCACCUUGAGAGUGACCGGUGUUAUUUUUUCAUUGAGCAUAUUUACGGUACUGAUCAAUCUAUUGCUCAUCAUCCGACUUCAAUUGCGGUUACACGGGAGAUAAUAUUCUCUUUCUUUGGGAAGGAACCCAUAUAUGAUCAAAUUUUGGAACUUCCGGAAUCUCCAGAGCAUGAAGAUCAUCCAACAGGCAGCCCUGGCAUCCCAUUGGAACGACCCACCCUGCCGUGGCAAACAAGUAGUUAUAUGGAGUCGACACCACCUACAGAAUCCUGGGUUCAUGAAGAUCAUUCAUCAGGUAGCCGAGACGUCCCAUUUGAGCGAUCUAUCCUGCCAGGGCAAUCUUCCAUUUUAAGCAGCUACGUGCCCUCGGGCACGAAUAAGCUAACGGUCCCCCAAGCAUCAGGAUUUGAAGACUUUAGCGGCGACCCAAAUACGAGGCUUGCCAUAGCAGCGAAUCGCAGUACAGAUGAGAUAUUGAACAUGUGGUAUGCUUCUCAAGACGACGGCCUCAUUGUCUUCUAUAUGUUUUCUACUCGACAAUUCUACAAAUUUUGGAAUGAUGACUUCGCUCUUCAAUCUACGAUAUUCUUACUAUCUAAAGAUCACUUUUUCAUGCAUUAUGUCGGGAAAAAAGGUCAAAGUUUACCUGAUGAAAGAAUCCUGGCAGUAGCCAAAGAGGAGAGAUUGUUAUUUGUUGGUCCAAAGACAGCUCCUGGAAUAUCCAUCACAGCUUCUGCAUCAGUAGAUGAUAUUGAGAAAUACGUGUCGAUGUAUGAUACUAAAACUGGAAAGCGGAAGGCGGGACGGCUAACAAGAUCAAGGCAAGAAGAAGAAGAAGAAGAGCAGGAUGAUCCGAAGCGGACUCGUGAAGUACAUCCGCAGGAUGAGAUAGACGAAGAACUCUAG
Molecule: messenger RNA, 2604 nt
Organism: Histoplasma mississippiense
Lineage: Eukaryota; Fungi; Ascomycota; Eurotiomycetes; Onygenales; Ajellomycetaceae
Exons: 3
Coding region: 1-2604 (867 amino acids)
Source: RefSeq, a predicted model, not a curated record